GGGGUGGGGGGGGUGGGAGCCCCGAUCCGAGACGUUCCGGGGAGGCGGAGGAAGGAGCACAGGCCCCAGGCGGGCGGGAGGGAGGAAAGAGGCGAGAGGAGGAGUUUUCCAGGCUGGCCUUCGUCGGGCCGCAGCGCAGCCCCUGGGUCUCCUUGGUCUCCUCCCGCCCCCUGGAAGCGCGCUGCGCUGCGGAGCCCAGCGUCGCGCCGGCUCGCCAUGGGGAGCCAGCUACUCCGGCCCGCGCUGCUGUUGUCGCCCGCGCUGCUGCUGCUGCUGCGCGUCCCGCCGAGCCGUGGCUUCCCAGGAUCGGGAGACUCACCGCUAGAAGAUGAUGAAGUCGGGUUUUCACACAGUAGCUAUACAGACACCCCGUGGUGCUCCCCCAUCAAGGUGAAGUUUGGGGAUGUGUACUGCAGGGCCCCUCAAGGAGGAUACUACAAAACAGCUCUGGGAGCCAGGUGUGACAUUCGCUGCAGGAAGGGCUAUGAGCUUCAAGGCUCUUCCCAGCUGAUCUGCCAGUCAAACAAGCGCUGGUCGGACAAGGUCAUCUGCAAACAAAAGCGAUGUCCUACCCUUGCCAUGCCAAUAAAUGGAGGGUUUAAGUGCGUAGAUGGUGCUUACUUUAACUCCAGAUGUGAGUAUUAUUGCUCACCAGGGUACACAUUGAAAGGGGAGCGCACAGUCACAUGUAUGGACAACAAGGCUUGGAGCGGCAGACCAGCCUCCUGUGUGG
This is a messenger RNA of Castor canadensis (American beaver), 733 nucleotides long. NCBI's taxonomy places the organism in Eukaryota, Metazoa, Chordata, Mammalia, Rodentia, Castoridae. The record is from RefSeq and is a predicted model, not a curated record.